Messenger RNA from Corylus avellana, 3414 nucleotides. The record is from RefSeq and is a predicted model, not a curated record. NCBI's taxonomy places the organism in Eukaryota, Viridiplantae, Streptophyta, Magnoliopsida, Fagales, Betulaceae.
UCAUAAUGUUCUGCAUCUAAUUGCUCUGCCUUGUACCAAUAUUUCACCAACUUUCUCUGCUUCUCCAACCCAAUGAAGCUUCCCAUCCUCAACAUACGUGCAUUAUGCUUCAUAAACCUUCAUCUCAUUCUUCUCUCUUCUAUCAGCUUACUCUGCUUGCGACCAACCAGCAUUGCUGCCGCUCCAACAAAUGAGACCGAUCGUCUGGCGUUGUUCAGAUUCAAAGAAUUAAUAGCAGACGACCCGCAUAACAUCUUGAGCUCCUGGAAUGAUUCUAUCAACUUCUGCAGAUGGCAGGGGAUUUCAUGUAGUCGUCAGCAUCAAAGAGUUACAGCCUUGGACCUACAAGGCUAUGCUUUGCGUGGAUCCAUAUCACCUUUCAUUGGCAACCUCAGCUUUCUUAGGUUGUUUGAUCUCCAAGACAACUUCAUAUACGGCAAAAUUCCACAAGAAGUUACUCAUUUGUUCAGACUGCAGAAUCUCCUUCUUAGCAAUAACUCGUUGACAGGGGAGAUCCCGAGCAACUUCACUAACUGUCCUGACCUCAGAGUGAUGGACUUCACAAGGAAUAAACUUACUGGGAACAUUCCUGUUGAGCUUGGCUUUUUGAAGAAGUUUGAGAUGCUUCAGAUUGGAGGGAACAAUUUGACAGGACGCAUCCCACCUUCCUUGGGAAAUAUUUCUUCUCUCCAAGAGCUAUCCUUGGCGCUUAACAAUUUUGUGGGAAAAAUUCCAGAAGAAAUAGGCCGCUUGCAGAGGUUAUCUUUCUUCGAAGUGGUGGGCAAUAAUCUGACCGGUACGAUCCCUUAUGCCCUUUACAAUAUAUCAACAAUAAGCAUCAUAUCAACUGCAGUUAACUAUCUUAGUGGCAUUCUUCCAGCCAACAUAGGCCACACUCUCCCUAAUCUCAAAAUUUUGUCCAUCUCGACCAAUCAAUUCUCUGGUCCAAUCCCACUUUCACUGUCCAAUGCUUCUAAGCUUCAAGUGCUUGCUUUUUCCAAAAACAAUUUUGUGGGACAGGUUCCUACUGAUCUGGGAAACCUGCCAAAUCUUUGGUGGCUAGGUGUUGGUAGAAAUAAGCUUGGAAGUUAUUCAACUAAGGACUUGGAUUUCUUGGCACCUUUGGAAAACUGCACCCAACUGGAAAUGCUUGAUUUUUCAAAUAACAAAUUUGGAGGAAGUUUAUCCAACUCUAUAGGAAAUUUGUCGAGGCUUCUUAGUCAACUAUAUCUUGAUGGCAAUCAAAUAUCCGGAAUUAUUCCUUCAGAAUUAGAAAACCUCGUAAACUUAACCACCUUAAACAUGGCGCAAAACCUGUUCAAUGGCACCAUUCCCUCUUAUUUUGGGAAGUUUCAAAUGCUGCAGGGAUUGGGUUUGGAUGGAAAUAGAUUGUCAGGACAAAUACCAGCCUCUAUAGGCAACCUGACUCAAGUGGUUAAACUUUUCUUAUCACAAAACAAAUUGGAAGGAAUCAUUCCAUCAAGUUUUGAAAAAUGUACAAAUUUGCAGGAGUUGGACAUUUCACAAAAUAAGCUUAGUGGAGCCAUACCCAAUAUCGGUCUUUUUUCCCAAUUACUAGAACUCAACUUGUCACAAAACUCAUUAACUGGCACCUUACCAAUGGCAGUAGGCAAUUUAAAGAGUCUUUAUCAAUUGGAUGUCUCCGGCAAUUAUCUAUCCGGUGAGAUUCCUACAACUAUUGGAAACUGCUGGGGCUUGGAGUACCUUUACCUAGAGGGUAAUUCAUUUCAAGGAACCUUGCCUCCAUCUCUGGCUUCCUUGAAAAGCCUUCUAUAUUUAGAUCUUUCACGAAACAACUUGUCAGGCCUGAUUCCAAAUGAUCUACAGAAACUCUCUGUUUUGCGAUAUUUGAAUCUUUCUUUUAAUGAUUUGGAAGGUGAGAUGCCAACAAAAGGAGUCUUCAGUAAUGCAAGCACAAUAUCGGUGAUUGGAAAUAAAAAUCUUUGUGGGGGUAUCUUGGUCCUGCAAUUGAAAGCAUGCAACAUCAAAGUUAUGAAACAAAGAAAAUCUCAUGCUUUCAAAUUAGUACUCAUAAUUGUUUGUGGGGCUGUGUUUUUCCUGAUUAUGCUUGCUUUAUCUCUUAUUAUUUACAAGAGGAAAAAUUCAGGAAAGAAAUCAUCUUUUACUCUCUCACAAACUGAUAUUAUUUCAAAGGUUUCAUAUGCAAAACUCUAUCACAUGACUAGCGGAUUCUCGCCAAGAAAUUUAAUAGGAUCUGGUAGUUUCGGCUCCGUUUAUAAAGGAAUUGUUGAUCAAGAGGGAAGGAUGAUUGCUGUCAAGGUCUUGAACCUUCAACAAAAAGGAGCUUCCAAGAGUUUUAUGGCUGAAUGCAAUGCGUUAAGAAAUAUACGGCAUCGGAAUCUCGUUAAGAUCUUAACAUGUUGCUCCAGCAUGGACUAUAGCGGUAAUGAGUUCAAAGCUCUAGUUUACGAAUUUAUGGCAAAUGGAAGCUUAGAGAAGUGGCUGCAUCGAGAUUUCGACAAUGAAAAUCAGUCAAGAAAUUUAAACCUUCUUCAGAGACUAAAUAUUGCAAUUGAUGUCGCUUUUGCACUACAUUAUCUUCAUGACCAAUGCGAAAGACCUAUUAUUCAUUGCGAUUUAAAGCCAAGCAAUGUUCUUCUUGAUGAUGACAUGAUUGCUCAUGUAAGUGAUUUUGGUUUGGCAAGGCUCCUUUCUACAACCAAUGAUGUUUCUCAACAUAAAAACAGCACAGUUGGAAUGAAGGGUACAAUUGGCUACACUGCUCCAGAGUAUGGAAUGGGUGGCGAUGCAUCAAAAGAAGGAGAUGUCUAUAGCUUUGGGGUAUUCGCAAUGGAACUGUUCACGGGAAAGAGUCCCACUGACAAAAUGUUUAAAGACGAUUUCAACCUCCAUAACUUCGUUAAGGUGGCAUUGUCAAAAAGACUUAUGCAGAUUGUAGAUCUAAACCUUCUCACAAGAGAAGUAAAUGAAAUGUCAAUGCCAAUAGAAAACGAUAGUUACAAGUAUGGUGAUCGCGAUGAUAUUGAGGAGAAGGAAGAGGAAAGUCACAUUGAGAACCUAAGCCAGAUGAAUGCCAGUAUGCAAAAGUGUUUAGUUUCAAUUUUCAAAAUCAGUCUUGCUUGUUCAUUGGAAUCACCAAAGGAAAGAAUGAAUAUGGAGAACGUCACUAGGGAACUACAUCGAAUCAAAAAUGUUUUUCUAGGUAUUGGAUAUGGACCAACUCAGGAACAUGGAGCUUUGUGAAGAAAUCAGAUUACAGAGAAGUCUCUUUCAUAAUGCCCCUGUUGAGUAUGUUGAGUAUAGGCUUUAUUCCAACAAAGUACUUAAAUUAGAACAUUUGUAAAAUGAUCAACAUAUGUCUCUUUUUCCUUAGAAUUAAGAGUGACAAAGACCCUUCUAUGUAACUUUAAU